AAAACACGAGAAAACCGCCCCAGGACGGGUUUCUUGCAAGAGGGGCCGAAAAUUUUCGAUGAAAUCAAGACUACCAUCUCUCUUUAUAAACCCUAUACCCAUGCCUUUCUCUGCAUCAUUCUCCACUUCAAUUUUCUUCUGCCUUUCUCUUUAUCUCCCUUCUUCUUCUUCAACAGCCCGCCAACCAUGUCCUGCUACAUUGGGAAAUAUGCCGAAGAACUCAUUGCUAACGCUGCGUACAUUGGUACCCCUGGAAAGGGCAUCCUUGCUGCCGAUGAGUCCACCGGCACGAUAGGAAAGCGUCUUGCAAGCAUCAAUGUUGAGAAUGUUGAGGAAAACAGGAGGGCGCUUCGCGAGUUGCUUUUCACAACUCCAGGUGCCCUUCAGUACCUCAGUGGGGUUAUCUUGUAUGAGGAAACCCUUUACCAGAAGACCUCAUCUGGUAAGCCCUUUGUUGAGCUCCUGAAGGAGGGCGGAGUCCUUCCAGGGAUCAAGGUUGACAAGGGUACAGUCGAGCUUGCCGGGUACCAAUGGGGAGACCACUACACAGGGUCUUGAUGGGUUGGCCGAACGGUGCAAGAAGUAUUAUGAGGCUGGUGCUAGGUUCGCUAAAUGGAGAGCAGUCCUAAAGAUCGGUCCCAAUGAGCCAUCUCAACUUGCUAUAAAUGAGAAUGCCAACGGGCUUGCCCGUUACGCAAUCAUCUGCCAGCAGAAUGGACUUGUACCCAUUGUCGAGCCCGAGAUCCUCGUCGAUGGGCUUCAUGACAUCAAGAAAUGUGCUGAUGUGACGGAACGUGUCCUAGCCGCUUGCUACAAGGCCCUGAAUGACCACCAUGUCCUGCUUGAAGGCACCUUGCUGAAACCAAACAUGGUCACACCUGGUUCGGACUCUGCUAAGGUAGCACCGGAUGUGGUGGCUGAGUACACAGUCCGUGCCUUGCUGCGAACCAUGCCAGCUGCAGUCCCUGCUGUGGUGUUCUUGUCUGGUGGUCAGAGCGAGGAGGAGGCUACUGUCAACCUUAAUGCCAUGAACCAGCUGAAGAAGACCAAGAAGCCGUGGAGCCUUUCCUUCUCGUUCGGGCGUGCUCUUCAGCAAAGCACACUCAAGGCUUGGGCAGGAAAGCAAGAGAAUGUCAAAAAGGCUCAGGAAGCUUUCCUUGCAAGGUGCAAAGCCAAUUCUCAGGCAACCCUGGGAACGUAUUCCGGCUCGGCUAACCUUGGAGACGGUGCCUCCGAGAGCCUGCAUGUUAAGGAUUACAAGUACUAAGGAUGCUUUGGUUUGUGGGUGGUUACUAUCUUCUUGUGCUUUAGCCGUUUUGGUUCUUUUUGCAGUGUUCUUAUGUUGAGUUUUGAUGUUCUCUUUCGGUAAUAAGAGUUUUAAAAAAAAUCGUGAUUCAAGUUCCAAUGUCCAUAUCUGAUUAAAUCCCAAACACAGAAGUUGCGCGGAAAAAUAAUCUGCAAUUCUGCAAACAAAUUGUGACAAAUAAUUAACACCCCAAAAGAUAAUCUUUCUUGAUUUAUAUAAGGAUCAAUACGAUAGCGGAUUGAUAGACGGUUCAAAUCUAAUACGUAUCUUGGAACUUUGCUUCUUU
Molecule: messenger RNA, 1592 nt
Organism: Cuscuta epithymum
Lineage: Eukaryota; Viridiplantae; Streptophyta; Magnoliopsida; Solanales; Convolvulaceae
Source: the annotation of a GenBank genome assembly